AAAAAUGGUACCUACACAUUCACAACACUGAUGAGGCGGUAUCAAGAGAUGUUGUCGAUCAACGAGUACAAAUCAAUACGAAUGAGGGUUGAAGCGUCAACUGAAUAUGUUUACACAGUGAAUGAUGGACCGAGGCGUUUCAUAAUAGAUUUGAAGAAGAAAACUUGCAGCUGCAGGAUGUUCCAACUGGACGAGAUACCGUGUUCUCAUGCAUGGGCAGUAUUGAAGAAUAAAAAUUUGACUGCUGAUGUAUAUUGUUCGGAUUUAUUCAAGCCGGAAACAGUUGUGAACACAUAUGAUGUGCCAGUUGAUCCUCUUCCCGAUGAGACCGAGUGGAAUGUUCCUAAAAGUAUAUUAGAUGAAGUUGUUAUGCCACCGAUCUAUAAGAGACCCCCUGGGAGGCCAAAAAAGAAGAGGGACAAGCCAUUACAGGAGUUGAUGAUUGGUAAACGCAGAAAUUCCUGCGGUAAAUGUGGACGUCUUGGUCAUAAUAGGCGUUCGUGUGAUAGUCCGCUGCUCAAUAAGAAGAAUAAAUAAGUCCAUUUUGA
Molecule: messenger RNA, 548 nt
Organism: Lycium barbarum (goji berry)
Lineage: Eukaryota; Viridiplantae; Streptophyta; Magnoliopsida; Solanales; Solanaceae
Exons: 2
Coding region: 31-537 (168 amino acids)
Molecular function (GO): zinc ion binding; nucleic acid binding
Source: RefSeq, a predicted model, not a curated record